UGCCAUCACUGGUUAGUACUACUGUUACGAGAAAAGUGACGCACUCCGAGUGUUUGAGAGCACGACUUCAGUAUCUCCAGGUGUCCCGUCAAUUCUCAGUUUUGAACCAUGGACAGCUACAUCACUCCUGAGAACGGCCAGCAUGUGUUGGUGACCGGUGGUGCCGGGUAUGUCGGCUCAACCCUGGUCCCCAUACUUCUACAAGAGGGUUACUUCGUCACCGUGUACGACAUCUUCAACUUCGGGGUGUUCCCGCUGCUACCCGUGGCCGGACACCCCAGGCUCCGGCUCAUGGAGGGCAGCAUCACGGACGAAGUCAAGCUGGCGGAGGCAAUGUCUGAUGUGGACUCUAUCGUCCAUCUUGCCGCCAUCGUGGGGUUCCCCGCCUGCGCGGCUAAGCCGGACCUCGCCGUCAAAAUCAACAAGGAGGGCACAGAGAAUAUUGUCCGCCUGCUGAAGCCUCACCAGCGCAUUGUGUACUCGUCCACCGGGUCCUGCUACGGGGCGGUGGAGGGGAUCUGCACGGAGGAGACCCCGAUCAGCCCGCUGACCCUCUACGGGGAAACCAAGGCCGCCGGAGAGAAGGCCGUCAUGGGGGCGGGAGGCGUGGCGCUCCGCCUGGCGACAGUCUUCGGAGUCUCUCCCAGGCUACGUCUCGACCUCCUGGUCAACGACCUGACCUACAAGGCGCUGAGCGGCCACCACUUCGCCCUGUACCAAGCCUCCUUCCGCCGCACGUUCCUCCACAUCAGGGACGCGGCAAUGGCCUUCGCCUUCGUUCUUAGGAACUAUGAGAAGAUGUCAGGGCAGGCGUAUAACGUAGGGUCCGAAACCAUGAACCUGACUAAGGCUGAUCUAGCUAAAAAGAUCCAAGAGUUCAUCCCCAAAUGUGUGAUCACUUUGUCAGAUGAGGGAGAGGAUAAGGAUAAGCGUGAUUACGAGGUGUCCUACGCUAAGCUCCGUAAGCUAGGGUACAACACAACCCUUACUGUAGAUGAUGGUAUCCGUGAGUUGGUCAAAGUCAUGCCUUUUCUCUCAGAGAGGGAACUCCGUACAUGCAGCAAUGUUUAAAAGCAUCUAAUGCGACUUCAGGGCAAGAAAACUGGCAAUAUCCUGAAUAAGGCAAAUCUUUGUGACAUUGACACAUACUAGUACUGCUUCACAUUAGCACAUUUGAGUCAGUAUUUCAUACUUUGGGCUUUUAAAACUGCAGAAACAAGCCCCAA
Molecule: messenger RNA, 1226 nt
Organism: Branchiostoma belcheri (Belcher's lancelet)
Lineage: Eukaryota; Metazoa; Chordata; Leptocardii; Amphioxiformes; Branchiostomatidae
Product: UDP-glucuronic acid decarboxylase 1-like
Exons: 3
Coding region: 109-1071 (320 amino acids)
Source: RefSeq, a predicted model, not a curated record